CCGCCGGAGGUUUUGGAGCGCUGAAUUCGCUGAGGUCCGCGACUCGUCGCUAAGAUUCCCGAAAACAGAGAUUUCAAGAAAAUUCACCCUUUCCACUUUCUUUAGCGUCCUUCAACUGUGAAGGAUAUGAAGGUUGAGAACCUGGAAUCCGCUUCCAAAGACCAAGCCCUUUCUCUGUGCCUCACAGCAGUCUUGCGCUGUAGCUGUUUUUAUUAUCCCCAUUUUACUACGGGGAAGGAAAUUUGAGGCCCUGAAAGUGACUUGCUGGACGGCACUUAGCGGAGGAGAUGGCGAAAACCUGGAUCAGAGACGAUGCCUUUUAACUCCCAGCGUGGACUUGCCUCCUUUCCUGGAGGUGACUGAAUGAUUCAGUAUUUUAGGGCACUACUGCUGCCCAGCCAGGGACGCGACAUCUCUGGCCCGCAGAAAUACGGCCUCCCCGCCGACAGGGAAAAGGGGGCCCCGGCGGGCAAGGAGGCAUUCGCGGGCGAGUAGGGCGUGGGUGCGGGGGCUGGAGCCGGAGCCUUGGCCCGCCCCCGGGCGGCGCUGUGAUUGGCCGGCCGCUCCGGCGACCGUCGCGAUUGGCCCUCCUGCAGCCGUUGCAAUUUGAACUCGGUAUUUGUGGCUUUGCCCGCGCGUUGCCAGACUAAGAGGCGGGCCUUUGCCUCUGCCUGCCGGGGAUUGGCCGGUUUCUCCGCCAACUUGAAAACUGCCUCGCUGAUUGGUGUGUGUUGUGCACGCGUCUUUUUUCCUGUUCAUUUCAGCCCGACUGCUGGAGUCAGAGGAUCCGCGGGUGAGAUCCCCAGCCCUGUGAGCCCGUAGGAGAAGAUGGCCCCCCAGAUAUAUGAGUUCCAUCUGCCAUUAUCCCCAGAGGAGUUGUUGAAAAGUGGAGGGGUGAAUCAGUAUGUUGUGCAAGAGGUACUGUCCAUCAAACAUCUUCCACCACAGCUUAGAGCAUUUCAAGCUGCCUUCCGAGCUCAGGGGCCCCUGGCUAUGCUGGAGCACUUUGAUACUAUCUACAGCAUUUUACAUCACUUUCGAAGUAUAGAUCCUGGCCUCAAAGAAGAUACUCUGGAAUUCCUGAUAAAAGUGGUAUCCCGCCACUCCCAGGAGCUUCCAGCUAUCCUGGAUGAUACAACCUUGAGUGUAUCAGAUCGAAAUGCUCAUCUAAAUGCCCUCAAAAUGAACUGCUAUGCUCUGAUACGACUCUUGGAAUCCUUUGAGACCAUGACCAGCCGGACAAACCUCAUGGACCUGGACCUUGGGGGGAAGGGUAAGAAAGCUCGGACCAAGGCAGCCCAUGGCUUUGACUGGGAAGAAGAGAGGCAACCAAUUCUUCAGCUUUUAACACAGCUACUUCAGCUGGACAUCCGUCACCUGUGGAACCACUCAAUAAUUGAAGAAGAAUUUGUCAGUUUGGUUACUGGCUGUUGCUACCGCCUUCUGGAGAAUCCCACUAUUAGUCACCAGAAGAACCGCCCCACUCGGGAAGCCAUAACACACCUGCUUGGUGUAGCCCUGACCCGUUACAACCAUAUGCUCAGUGCCACGGUGAAGAUCAUCCAGAUGCUGCAGCACUUUGAACACCUGGCAUCUGUACUGGUCACAGCUGUGAGUCUAUGGGCAACUCACUAUGGAAUGAAGAGCAUAGUGGGAGAGAUUGUAAGAGAGAUUGGACAAAAGUGUCCCCAAGAGUUGAGUCGAGAUCCUGCAGGGACAAAGGGCUUUGCAGCAUUCCUGACAGAAUUAGCAGAACGUGUCCCAGCUAUCCUGAUGUCUAACAUGUGCAUUUUGCUAGAUCACCUGGAAGGAGAGAAUUACAUGAUGCGUAAUGCUGUGCUGGCAGCCAUGGCAGAGAUGGUACUGCAGGUUCUGAAUGGCGAUCAGCUGGAGGAAGCAGCCCGAGACACCAGAGACCAGUUCCUGGAUACUUUACAAGCCCACGGCCAUGAUGUCAACUCCUUUGUGCGGAGCCGUGUUUUGCAGCUCUUCACCCGAAUUGUCCAGCAGAAGGCUCUCCCCCUGACACGUUUCCAGGCAGUGGUGGCUUUAGCUGUGGGACGUCUGGCAGACAAGUCAGUGCUAGUCUGUAAAAAUGCCAUCCAGCUGCUGGCCAGUUUUCUAGCCAAUAAUCCUUUUUCCUGCAAGCUUAGUGAUACUGACCUUGCUGGACCACUGCAGAAGGAGACCCAGAAAUUGCAGGAGAUGAGGGCCCAGAGGCGAACUGCAGCUGCUUCUGCAGUGCUGGACCCAGAGGAGGAGUGGGAAGCCAUGCUGCCAGAGUUGAAGUCUACCCUGCAGCAGCUUCUCCAGCUUCCCCAGGGAGAGGAGGAGAUUCCUGAGCAAAUUGCCAAUACAGAGACCACUGAAGAGGUGAAAGGACGCAUCUAUCAACUGCUUGCCAAGGCUAGUUACAAACAGGCCAUCAUUCUCACUCGAGAAGCCACAGGACACUUCCAGGAGUCCGAGCCCUUCAGUCAUGUAGACUCAGAGGGGUCAGAGGAGACCAGGCUCUUGAAUAUCUUAGGAAUUAUCUUCAAAGGCCCAGCAGCUUCCACACAAGAAAAGAAUCCCCGGGAGUCUACAGGAAACAUGGUCACAGGACAGACUGUCCGUAAAAACAAACCCAGUGUGUCAGAGCCUGAGGAAUCGAGGAGGAAUGACGAACUGGUGAAGCAGGAGAUGCUGGUACAGUAUCUGCAGGAUGCCUACAGCUUCUCCCGGAAGAUUACGGAGGCCAUUGGCAUCAUCAGCAAGAUGAUGUAUGAAAACACAACUACAGUGGUGCAGGAGGUGAUUGAAUUCUUUGUGAUGGUCUUCCAAUUUGGGGUGCCCCAGGCCCUGUUUGGGGUGCGCCGCAUGCUGCCUCUCAUCUGGUCUAAGGAGCCUGGUGUCCGGGAAGCUGUGCUUAAUGCCUACCGCCAACUCUACCUCAAUCCCAAAGGGGACUCUGCCAGAGCCAAAGCCCAGGCUUUGAUUCAGAAUCUCUCUCUGCUGCUAGUGGAUGCCUCGGUUGGGACCAUUCAGUGUCUUGAGGAAAUUCUCUGCGAGUUUGUGCAGAAGGACGAGGUGAAACCGGCAGUGACCCAGCUGCUGUGGGAACGGGCCACCGAGAAGGUCGCCUGCUCUCCUCUGGAACGCUGUUCCUCUGUCAUGCUUCUCGGCAUGAUGGCACGAGGAAAGCCAGAAAUUGUGGGAAGCAAUUUAGACACACUGGUGAGCAUAGGGCUGGAUGCAGAGUUUCCACAGGACUACAGGCUGGCGCAGCAGGUAUGCCAUGCCAUUGCCAACAUCUCCGACAGGAGAAAGCCUUCUCUGGGCAAACGUCACCCCCCCUUCCGGCUGCCUCAGGAACACAGGUUGUUUGAGCGACUGCAGGAGACGGUCACAAAAGGCUUUGUCCACCCAGACCCACUCUGGAUCCCAUUCAAAGAGGUGGCAGUGACCCUCAUUUACCAGCUGGCAGAGGGCCCCGAAGUGAUCUGUGCCCAGAUAUUGCAAGGCUGUGCAAAACAGGCUCUGGAGAAGCUAGAAGAGAAAAGAACCAGUCAGGAGGACCCGAAGGAGUCCCCCGCAAUGCUCCCCACUUUCAUGUUGAUGAACCUGUUGUCCCUGGCGGGGGAUGUGGCUCUGCAGCAGCUGGUCCACUUGGAGCAGGCAGUGAGUGGAGAGCUUUGUCGGCGCCGAGUUCUCCGGGAAGAACGGGAACACAAGACCAAAGAUCCCAAGGCGAAGAAUGCAAGCUCUGAGACCACCAUGGAGGAGGAGCUGGGGCUGGUUGGAGCAACGGCAGAUGACACGGAGACAGAGCUGAUCCGCGGCAUCUGCGAGAUGGAACUGUUGGAUGGCAAGCAGACCCUGGCUGCCUUCGUUCCACUCUUGCUUAAAGUCUGCAACAACCCAGGCCUCUACAGCAACCCUGACCUCUCUGCAGCUGCUGCACUUGCCCUUGGCAAGUUCUGCAUGAUCAGUGCCACCUUCUGUGACUCCCAGCUUCGUCUUCUGUUCACCAUGCUAGAAAAGUCUCCACUUCCCAUUGUCCGGUCUAACCUCAUGGUUGCCACUGGGGAUCUGGCCAUCCGCUUUCCCAAUCUGGUGGAUCCCUGGACUCCUCAUCUAUAUGCUCGCCUCCGGGACCCUGCUCAGCAAGUGCGGAAAACAGCGGGGCUGGUGAUGACCCACCUGAUCCUCAAGGACAUGGUGAAGGUGAAGGGGCAGGUGAGCGAGAUGGCGGUGCUGCUCAUCGACCCCGGGCCUCAGAUUGCUGCCCUGGCCAAGAACUUCUUCAACGAGCUCUCCCACAAGGGCAACGCAAUCUAUAAUCUCCUUCCAGAUAUCAUCAGCCGCCUGUCAGACCCUGAGCUGGGGGUGGAGGAAGAGCCUUUCCACACCAUCAUGAAGCAGCUCCUCUCCUACAUCACCAAGGACAAGCAGACAGAGAGCCUGGUGGAAAAGCUGUGUCAGCGAUUCCGCACAGCCCGAACUGAGCGGCAGCAGCGGGACCUGGCCUACUGUGUGUCACAGCUGCCCCUCACAGAGCGAGGCCUCCGCAAGAUGCUUGACAAUUUUGACUGCUUUGGAGACAAACUGUCAGAUGAGUCCAUCUUCAGUGCUUUUUCGUCAGUUGUGGGCAAGCUGCGACGUGGGGCCAAGCCUGACGGCAAGGCUAUAAUAGAUGAAUUUGAGCAGAAGCUUCGGGCCUGUCAUACCAGAGGUUUGGAUGGAAUUGAGGAGCUUGAGAUUAGCCAAGCAGGUAGCCAGAGAGCCCCGUCAGCCAAGAAAUCAUCCACUGUUUCUAGGCACCAGCCUCUGCCUUCUGCAGCCUCAGACAGUGACUUUGUCACACCACAGCCCCGCCGUAGUACCCGGCGCCACCCAAACACGCAGCAGCGAGCUUCCAAAAAGAAACCCAAAAUUGUCUUCUCAAGUGAUGAGUCCAGUGAGGAAGAUCUUUCAGCAGAGAUGACAGAAGAGGAGACACCCAAGAAAACGACCCCCAUUCUCAGAGCAUCGGCUCGCAGGCUCAGAUCCUAGGAGUGGCCUUGCCCAUUCCUGACCUCCCUGUGCAGGGUAUCUUGUACGGUGACCUGGAAUUCUAAUUCUGUGCCCCUUGUAAAAUACUUGUCUGUCUCCUUUUU
This is a messenger RNA of Saimiri boliviensis boliviensis (Bolivian squirrel monkey), 5138 nucleotides long. It is a transcript of the gene NCAPD2, whose product is annotated as non-SMC condensin I complex subunit D2. Gene Ontology annotation, biological process: meiotic chromosome condensation; mitotic chromosome condensation; mitotic cell cycle. Gene Ontology annotation, molecular function: histone binding. Lineage: Eukaryota; Metazoa; Chordata; Mammalia; Primates; Cebidae. Gene Ontology annotation, cellular component: nucleus; condensed chromosome, centromeric region; condensin complex. The record is from RefSeq and is a predicted model, not a curated record.